ACUUCGUGCGCGAGGCUCCCGGCACCGAGGGGAGAGAGAGAGAGAGAGAGAGAGAGAGAGAGAGAGAGAGAGAGAGAGAGAGAGAGAGAGAGAGAGAGAGAGAGAGAGAGAGAGAGAGAGAGACCGGGAGACCGGAGAGGCGCGCGCGCUCAUGUGGAUCAAUUAACGGAGCAGCUUGGCGGGAUGCGCGCGACGAGCGGGACUGUUCGACGGGACGAGGCUGAGAGCUCCUAACCUUGGUCGUCGUAACGUGGAGUCAUCUGGACACACCGAGAACUCCGCCCCGCUGCCAGCAUGCCCAUCAUCAGCAACGCCAACCACGACUUCAGCACCUACUCCGUCAGCAGCGAUGACAGCAGCCUCGACCGCUUCUUCACCGAGAUCCCCGAGACCGAGACCCUCAAGGGCGUCUACUUCCAGCGCGCCCGGCUGCUCCGGGACCCCAGGGCCUCGUACGUGGUGGACCACACCCUGCAGGUCCUCGUCAACGUUGGGGGCAACCGCUACGCCUUCCCGUGGAGCACGCUGGAGCGGUUCCCCCAGAGCCGGCUGGGCCGCCUGCGCUCCUGCACCACGCCCGAGGAGAUCGCCCGGCUCUGCGAUGACUACGACGAGGCGCGGCGGGAGUACUUCUUCGACCGGAACCCCACCGCCUUCAGGGUUAUCCUCAACUUCCUGGCGGCGGGAAAGCUGCGCCUGCUGCGGGAGCUGUGCGCCGUGUCGCUGCACGACGAGCUGGACUACUGGGGCGUGGACCCGGCUCACAUGGAGCGCUGCUGCCGCCGCCGCAUGGUCACCCGCGUGGAGGAGGUGGCAGAGAGGGAGCGCAAGGAGGAAGAGUGGCGGCAGAAGAGGAUGACGGCGAAGAGGAGCAGCGCGCAGGCGGACGCAGGCCGCCGCCGACUGGUGUGGAGGCUGAGGGAGGUGAUGGAGAACCCGCACUCCGGCCUGGCCGGGAAGGCCUUCGCCUGCCUCUCCAUCGUCAUGGUGAUGGUCACCGUCAUCAGCCUGUGCAUCAGCACCAUGCCUGACCUGCGCGCCGAGGAGAAGAGGGGGGAGUGCUCUCCGAAGUGCCACAGCAUGUUCGUGGUGGAGUCCAUCUGCGUGGCCUGGUUCACCUUCGAGUUUGUGCUGCGCUUCGUCAACGCCCAGAGCAAGCUGGCCUUCGCCCGCGGCCCGCUCAACGUCAUCGACGCCGUCGCCAUCCUGCCGUACUACGUGUCCCUGGCGGUGGACGUCCGGGAAGAGACGCGGGAGGACGCCACGGCGGUGGGCGCCGGCGCCGGCCGGGGCUACCUGGACAAGCUGAGCCUGAUCCUGCGGCUGCUGCGCGCGCUGCGGAUCCUGUACGUGAUGCGGCUGGCUCGCCACUCGCUGGGCCUGCAGACGCUGGGGCUCACCAUGCAGCGCAGCAUGCGCGAGUUCGGCCUGCUGCUGCUCUUCGUCGCCGUCGCCGUCGCCCUCUUCUCGCCGCUGGUCCACCUGGCCGAGAGCGAGCUGGCACCGCUCGCCGCCGCGCACCCGCACCACGGCUUCAGCAGCAUCCCCGCCUCCUAUUGGUGGGCCAUCAUCUCCAUGACGACGGUGGGCUACGGCGACAUGGUGCCGCGCAGCGUCCCCGGCCAGGUGGUGGCGCUGACCAGCAUCCUGAGCGGCAUCCUCAUCAUGGCGUUCCCCGCCACCUCCAUCUUCCACACCUUCUCGCGCUCGUACCAGGAGCUGAAGCAGGAGUACCAGCGGCUGUGGAAGGAGGAGGGAGGGGGAAGUGCUGUUCUGCCAACACAGCUCACGGCCGCACACCAUGAGGCGUGCCGCACUUGA
Molecule: messenger RNA, 1821 nt
Organism: Salarias fasciatus (jewelled blenny)
Lineage: Eukaryota; Metazoa; Chordata; Actinopteri; Blenniiformes; Blenniidae
Product: potassium voltage-gated channel subfamily G member 2-like
Exons: 4
Coding region: 295-1821 (508 amino acids)
Biological process (GO): potassium ion transmembrane transport; action potential; protein homooligomerization
Cellular component (GO): membrane; voltage-gated potassium channel complex
Molecular function (GO): protein binding; delayed rectifier potassium channel activity
Source: RefSeq, a predicted model, not a curated record